Molecule: messenger RNA, 732 nt
Organism: Thyridium curvatum
Lineage: Eukaryota; Fungi; Ascomycota; Sordariomycetes; Thyridiales; Thyridiaceae
Exons: 3
Coding region: 1-732 (243 amino acids)
Source: RefSeq, a predicted model, not a curated record
AUGAAAGGACUAGCUAUCGCCUCGGCCAUCCUCGGCUCUGCCUCCAUGGCCGCAGCCCACGCGACCUUCCAGCAGCUCUGGGUAGACGGUGUCGAUCAGGACACAAAGUGUGCCCGUCUGCCCCCCAGCAACUCCCCCGUGACAGACGUGACCUCGCCCAACAUCCGCUGCAACGUCGGCGGCGCCAAGGGCGUCUCCGGCGUCUGCGAGGCCACGGCCGGCAAGACCAUGGCCGUCGAGAUGCACCAGCAGCCCGGCGACCGCAAGUGCUCCACCGAGGCCAUCGGCGGCAACCACUUCGGCCCCGUCAUGGUCUACAUGUCGCGCGUCGACGACGCCGCCGCCGCCGACGGCUCCGGCUCCUGGUUCAAGGUCGACGAGUUCGGCUACGACGCCGACAACAAGACCUGGGGCACCGACGUGCUCAACGCCGGCUGCGGCAAGAGGACCUUCACCGUGCCCGCGCACCUCCCCGCGGGGGACUACCUCGUGCGCGCCGAGGCCAUCGCCCUGCACACCGCGUCGCAGGUCGGCGGCGCGCAGUUUUACAUGACGUGCUAUCAAGUCAAGCUGAGCUCGAGCGGCAGCCAGCUUCCCGAUGGCGUGAGCCUGCCGGGCGCCUACAAGGCUACGGAUCCCGGCAUCAAGGUCGAUAUCUGGGGCAACGGCUUCAAGAGCUACGAGGAGCCCGGCCCGGCCAAGAUUGCCGACUCGUACUUUCGAAGGCGUUAA